AUGGAUCGCGACCACAGCCGACCUGUGCCUCCAUUCUACCGCAACCUUCUAUCCACUGUCGACCUCAUCGAAGCAAGAUCCGCCCUACUUCUUCCGCUAUCGCCAUUGGCUGAUGACGGUAAGCAUUUACAUAACGUCCUCUCAGCCGUCAGGGGUCCAAGGCUCCAGCUCAGUCGACUCAGACUGCAAGACACCCAAUGGAGUAGCCUUUCGGGUCAAGGCCCGUCCAUGCUCUCCCACGUUCCAGCCUGGAAAUCAUCUUUCUGGGCCAGUACGCUUGGGAGCCUCAAGCACCUCGAUCUCUCAUUCCGAGGCAAGGUCAGCAGACAUACGAUCGACAGCGUGAAGCCUCUGCGUCGACUCUUGAAAGGCUGUCCGAAAUUGGAGUCGCUGCAACUAUCGUUCAAUGAAGCUGUUCAGCGGCGCUACGCUCACGAGCAUAGAAUGAUUUCCUGUCUCGGACCUCUUCUUGCUCAAGGCCAUCCCAAGCGUGCUCUGGUGCCUCACCUGAGCAGUCUUGUCCUCAAGAACUCCAUUAGUUCACAGCAAGAUCUUAUACAAUUUCUGUCAAUCCACGCAUCGACUCUACGAAAGCUCAGCCUGUCCAAUAUCUCCUUGCUACGGCAUGAGGACCAGGACCGGAAACCUUGCUGGGUAGCCACCAUGAAAGAUAUCAAGGCCUCACUCUCUCUAACGCAGGUGACAUUUUCGGGUUGGUUCACCAAUGGAGGCCGACAGAAGUGGUACGUAUCGAACAAUGCAGCUAGCAAUCACCGCAUCCGACCGGCAGUACAGCGGUACAUGACCAACAGAAACGAGACUCAUUUUCCUCUUGAACGAGUUGCAGUACAACCUGGCCAUGAAGACGUUGAGAAACCCCCACCAGGGGCGGAAGAGUUCAGAGGCGACUGGACGUGGACUAUGACCUACUCACCUCACAAACCACGACAUGUGCACGAACAGACAUACUCUGGCAACGAGUUCUUCAGCAAAGACGUGUCGCUGGACAGGAGAGAUGACGAGCCACUUUCUAGUAGGUCUGUACGAAGGACUUACGCGCUACUGGCGGAUACGCAACCAGAUGUUUCGACCUUACCUCCCACUGAUGGUAGCUGGCACAGCUACUACCAGCAGCCUCCUUCGAAGAAAGUGAAGUCAGUACACUCUCCUACAAGCCUCCAAAGCCCUUCUAGUCUCUGGUCUAGUUCUCCUGAGGCCUGGGACUCAUCUACGAGCUCUGUAUUCGAUUCAUUGGCCACGACGGCCAGCAAGACUGUAAGCUCGUCGACGUCGAAGGUAUCUGGUACAUACCACAAUUCAGUCCAUACCUCUGUGUAUCCGCCUCACGGCUCGAUGCCCGGCACGAACUCAUGUGUUUGGGGUUGGCCGAAGACUACAGUGACCGAUGGUGAUGCAUGGCUCUCCUUUGGGACAGUGAAUUCGUUCCACGAAGAACCAGCGAGCAGCAACAAGCCCCUCAAAAAGCAGAUCAAGCCGGACUUUGCGACUUCGUCAAACUCGAAAUUAACAUCUACUCCUGGAUGGAAUCUCCCCACGUCUGACUUGCUGUCGAUGGACUUAGCGAAUGGCCUACCUUCUGGUCCCAGUGGCUGGCUAUUGGGUCCCAAGGAUGUUCCCGUGUACGAUGCUUUCGACUUCGGCUUUUCGACGCAGAUGGCCAGCUACAAGGCUCCCGCCAUUCCGGAAUGCAUGCCAGAUCCUACUGAUCAGGGAAGUCUUGUGCCAUCUAGUUACAAUAACGACAUGUCCCCGACGCUGCCUAAAAUUGAUUUCUCUGGGAGUUUUGUCUCAGGAGAGAACCUGGACCACGGUGGCACUGGAAUUUCCAGCAGCGGCAACGGCGGCUGGGGCCCUCCAAGCGCCUUCAAGUUGAAAUCUUGUGCAGAAUUGCAAGCCGAAGCCGAUGCGAUGGAUAUCGGAAAGGGUAAAGGUAAGGCUGUGAUCUGA
Cyphellophora europaea CBS 101466 is the source of this 1968-nucleotide messenger RNA. RefSeq lists its product as uncharacterized. The coding region runs from base 1 to 1968 and encodes 655 amino acids. The record is from RefSeq and is a predicted model, not a curated record. The transcript has a single exon. NCBI's taxonomy places the organism in Eukaryota, Fungi, Ascomycota, Eurotiomycetes, Chaetothyriales, Cyphellophoraceae.